UCUGCGGUCGGCGGAAGUGUAGGAGCUUGGCGUUGAAUGAUGCAGAAUGUUCAGCUAGCCAAGUGUCCAGAGGGUGUCGUUUGUUUUGAAAACAGCGGUCCUUUUCGGGCGCUUUAAAUGCACAGUCGCGUUCAGGGGUCUGUGUUCGAAAUGCUGAAGAAACGCAGAGCGGCGCAGAGAUUUCCAUUGCGUAGCGCUGCCGCGUAACGUCGUGCUCCUCAGUCAGUGCAGUCAGCUGGACGGAAGCUGCGCCGUGAUGGGGAAUCAGCUCGCGGGCAUCGCUCCGUCCCAGAUUCUGUCCGUGGACAGCUACUUCUCCGACAUCCACGACUACGAGUAUGACAGGAGCCUGGGCAGCACCAGGUUCUUCAAGGUGGCUCGGGCGAAGCACAGAGAGGGACUCGUGGUGGUCAAAGUGUUUGCCAUCCAGGACCCCUCUCUGCCUCUGACCAGCUACAAGCAAGAGCUGGAGGAGCUCAAGAUCAGGCUGCACUCGUGCCAGAACUGUCUGCCCUUCCAGAAGGCCACGCUCACGGAGAAGGCUGCCAUGCUCUUCCGCCAGUUCGUGCGGGACAACCUGUACGACCGCAUCAGCACGCGGCCUUUCCUCAACAACAUCGAAAAGAAGUGGAUCGCCUUCCAGAUCCUGAACGCCGUGGACCAGGCGCACAAGUCGGGCGUGAGACACGGCGACAUCAAGACUGAGAACAUCAUGGUGACCAGCUGGAACUGGGUGCUCCUUACGGACUUUGCCAGCUUCAAGCCCACCUACUUGCCGGAGGACAACCCGGCAGACUUCAACUACUUUUUUGACACGUCGCGGAGACGGACGUGCUACAUCGCUCCCGAGCGCUUCGUGGACGGGAGCAUGUUCGCCACAGAAAGUGACCAGACCACACCUCUCAUGGACCUCAGCUCCAGUAGCCAGAGGACCCGCGGGGAACUCAAACAGGCCAUGGACAUAUUCUCUGCAGGUUGUGUUAUAGCAGAGCUCUUCACAGAGGGGAUUCCUCUUUUUGACCUCUCGCAGCUUCUGGCCUACCGCAAAGGGCACUUCCAGACCGAGCAAGUGCUCAUGAAAAUCGAGGACAGGAGCGUCAGAGAGCUGGUGGCCCAGAUGGUGCAGCGUGAGCCAGAGAAGCGUCUGACUGCAGAGGAGUAUCUGAAGCAGCAGAGGGGAAAGGCCUUCCCAGACAUCUUCUAUACUUUCUUGCAACCCUACAUGGCCCAGUUUGCCAAGGAGACGUUCCAGUCAGCCGACGAACGAGUCCUAGUGGUGCGUAAGGACCUGGAGAACAUCCUCCACAAUCUGUGCGGGGGUGAGCAAGCUGAGAAAGCGGCGCGAGCCACAGAGUCAGACACUACCAAGGAGCACGCGCUGGCCGUGCUUGUGUCUGUCAUUACAUCGUGUCUGCAGACCCUGUGCACCUGCGACUCCAAGUUGGCGGCUCUGGAGCUGGUGCUGCAUCUGGCAGAGCGGCUUAGUGUCGAAGUGCUGUUGGACCGCAUCACGCCCUACUUGCUGCAUUUCUGCAGUGACUCUGUGCCCCGCGUGCGAGCUGAGGCCCUGCGCACACUCACUAAAGUGCUGGCGCUGGUCAAGGAGGUGCCCCGCAACGACAUCAACAUCUACCCUGAGUACAUCCUGCCUGGAAUUGCUCAUCUGGCCCAGGAUGAGGCGACCAUCGUCAGACUGGCUUAUGCAGAGAAUAUUGCACUUCUGGCUGAAACAGCCCUUCGCUUCCUUGAGCUGGUCCAGGAGAACAAUCUGAAUAUGGAACAUGACCUGAAUGGGGAGGAUGCUGAGGAAGCCCUGCAUCCCAAUGAAAACUAUGAUUCUGAGCUGCAGGCGCUGCAUGAGAUGGUGCAACAGAAAGUGGUGACCCUGCUCAGUGAUCCCGAGAACAUCGUCAAACAGACGCUAAUGGAGAAUGGCAUCACCCGCCUCUGUGUGUUCUUUGGCCGGCAGAAGGCCAACGACGUGCUUCUCUCCCAUAUGAUCACCUUCCUCAAUGACAAGAAUGACUGGCACCUCCGUGGCGCCUUCUUUGACAGCAUUGUGGGGGUGGCAGCCUAUGUGGGUUGGCAGAGCUCGUCCAUCCUGAAGCCCCUGCUGCAGCAGGGCCUGAGUGACGCAGAGGAGUUUGUCAUCUGCAAGGCCCUCAAUGCCCUCACGUGCAUGUGCCAGCUUGGGCUGCUGCAGAAGCCACACAUCUACGAGUUUGUCAGCGACAUCGCUCCAUUCCUAUGCCACCCAAACUUGUGGAUCUGCUACGGUGCCGUGGGCUUCAUCACUGUGGUGGCAGAGCACCUCAACAUCGCUGAUGUCUACUGUAAGCUCAUGCCUCACCUCACGCCCUUCAUCACGCAGCCCAUUAUACAGAUUGAUAAAGAAAUCGUUCUCCUGAGUGUGCUGAAGGAGCCGGUGAGUCGCUCCAUCUUUGACUACUCCCUGCGUUCCAAGGACAUCGGCAGCUUGUUCAGGCAUCUGCUGCUUCGGCAGAAGAAGCGAAACGGCCUCAUCCCCGAGUGCCCCAUUCCUGAGGAUCCUGCCAUCGCUCAGCUGCUGAAGAAGCUGCUCUCACAGGGAAUGACAGAGGCUGAGGAAGACAAGCUUCUGGCCUUGAAGGACUUCAUGUUGAAAUCCAGCAAGGCCAAGGCCAACGUCGUGGACCAGAGCCACCUCGGUGACACCAUGCAGAGUGGGGUCAUUGAUCUGGCAGCGCUGGGCAUCAUGGGACGCCACGUGGACCUUGUCAAGCCCAAGCACGAGUCCGAGGACAAGAGAGCAAGGAAGCACACAAAGCAGGACUCCAACAUGAAUGAGGAGUGGAAAAGCAUGUUUGGGUCCCUGGAGCCAUCUAAUGUCACAGCAGCCCCCCCACCACCCACGGUGACAGAGGGUCCGGCGUUGCAGCCCAGGAAGGCAGCCUUGCCCGUGGUGCAGUCUGUGGGUGGAGCUUCCACCUACCAGCGACGCCUCACCACAUGCAAGACGGAGCUGCAGCAGCUCGUGCAGCAGAAGCGGGAGCAGUGCACCGCCGAGCGCAUGGCCAAGCAGAUGAUGGAAAGCACCGAGUGGGAGAGCCGCCCGCCGCCACCAGGAUGGCAUCCGAAGGGCUUGCUUGUGGCCCACCUACAUGAGCACAAGUCUGCUGUGAACCGCAUCCGUGUGUCUGAGGAGCACUCCAUUUUUGCCACGUGCUCCAACGACGGCACCAUCAAAAUCUGGGACUGUCAGAAGAUGGAGGGAAAGACCACAACCACCAGAUCGGUGCUGACUUAUUCACGCAUCGGAGGACAUGUGAAGACCUUGAGCUUCUGCCAGGGCUCGCAUUACUUGGCAGUGGCCUCUGACAAUGGAUCCAUCCAGCUGCUCGCAGUGGAGGCCAACAAACCACCCAAAUCACCCAAAGUCCACACUUCCCAGACCAGGUUCUUGGACCUGAAGGAGGACGGCUGUGUGGUGGACAUGCACCACUUCAACUCGGGGGCACAGUCAGUGCUGGCCUAUGCCACCGUCAACGGCUCACUGGUGGGAUGGGACCUGCGCAGCAACAGCGAUGCCUGGACGCUGCGGCACGACCUACGCCUUGGUCUCAUUACCUCCUUCGCUGUGGACAUGCACCAGUGUUGGCUAUGCGUGGGCACGUGUAAUGGCACUAUGGCAUGCUGGGACAUGCGCUUCCAGCUGCCCAUCUCCAACCACUCCCAUCCAGCCCGGGCCCGAAUCCGCCGCUUGCUUAUGCAUCCACUGUACCAGUCGUCUGUCAUCGCUGCUGUCCAGGGCAACAACGAAGUGUCAAUGUGGGACAUGGAGACCGGAGACCGGAAGUUCACACUGUGGGCCAGCACUGCUCCCCCCCUGUCGGAAAUGCAGCCCUCACCUCACAGCGUCCAUGGGAUAUACUGCAGCCCCGCAGAUGGAAACCCUCUGCUCCUCACCGCUGGAUCAGACAUGAGAAUCAGGUUCUGGGACCUGGCCUACCCCGAGAGGUCCUACAUCGUUGCAGGAGGUGCUAGCGACUCCCUUCACUGCCCAUCCGUCUUCUACAAUCGCAAGAUUAUCGAAGGAACAGAGGUCGUGCAGGAGAUCCACAGCAAGCAGAAGAGUGGCUCUACUGAGGAUGUCCCUCGACGAGGACCAGAAUCGUUGCCCGUCGGCCACCAUGACAUCAUCACUGACAUCGCCACCUUCCAGACCACGCAGGGCUUCAUCGUCACAGCCUCCAGGGAUGGUAUUGUCAAAGUUUGGAAAUAGUCUCAUGCACCACCCCAACCUA
Scleropages formosus (Asian bonytongue) is the source of this 4283-nucleotide messenger RNA. It is a transcript of the gene pik3r4, whose product is annotated as phosphoinositide-3-kinase, regulatory subunit 4. Gene Ontology annotation, biological process: protein targeting to vacuole; autophagy of peroxisome; late endosome to vacuole transport. Bases 257 to 4261 code for a protein of 1334 amino acids. Gene Ontology annotation, cellular component: phosphatidylinositol 3-kinase complex, class III, type II; phosphatidylinositol 3-kinase complex, class III, type I; nucleus-vacuole junction. The transcript has 20 exons. NCBI's taxonomy places the organism in Eukaryota, Metazoa, Chordata, Actinopteri, Osteoglossiformes, Osteoglossidae. Gene Ontology annotation, molecular function: protein serine/threonine kinase activity; protein binding; ATP binding. The record is from RefSeq and is a predicted model, not a curated record.